Molecule: messenger RNA, 7523 nt
Organism: Delphinapterus leucas (beluga whale)
Lineage: Eukaryota; Metazoa; Chordata; Mammalia; Artiodactyla; Monodontidae
Source: RefSeq, a predicted model, not a curated record
CCGAGGGUCGGGCGGCGCGGAGGGGCCGCAGGCGAGGGGCGGCCUGGGCGCCGAGCCGGAGGGAUAGGGCUGGGGCGGAGGCGCCCGGGGCCGCGUCCAGCUGCGCGCAGCUGCCCGGAGGCCGCGCUCCGGCCCCUCGGAGACGGAGAGUCCCGGGGCCGCGCUCCGGGCUUCGCCUCGCCCCGUGCGGCCCCCAGGGCGUCGGGAUCCGCGGCCGCCGUGCGGGUCGUGGGGGCCGGUAGGCGGCCUGGCACGGCGACGCCGCGGUUCCCUUUGGCCGCCCUGGUCCCGAGGGGCCCUGGGCACCCUCGUGCGGGAGGACCGGCCGGGCCUCCCCACCCCGCCCUACGCACUGGCGGGUCCCCGAAGUCGCCUGCCGCUCGCUUGAGGCUCUUGGGUUACAUAUAGGACACCGCUCGGAGCUCUGGAAGUCUUUUCACACCCUGACCUGCCCGGGACUGGUAGGACAGGUUGCCAUCUUCAGAAUGAUUCCCUGCAGAGCAGCGCUGUCUUUUGCACGAUGUCUGAUCCGGAGAAAAAUCGUCACUCUGGACAGUCUAGAAGAUACCAAACUGUGCCGCUGCUUAUCCACCAUGGACCUCAUUGCCCUGGGCGUUGGAAGCACUCUGGGUGCCGGGGUUUAUGUCCUCGCUGGCGAGGUUGCCAAAGCGGAUUCUGGCCCCAGCAUCGUGGUCUCCUUCCUCAUCGCUGCGCUGGCUUCCGUGAUGGCAGGCCUAUGCUAUGCUGAAUUUGGGGCCCGAGUUCCCAAGACUGGGUCUGCCUAUUUGUACACUUACGUUACUGUCGGAGAACUGUGGGCCUUCAUCACUGGCUGGAAUCUCAUUUUAUCUUAUGUGAUAGGAACGUCAAGUGUUGCAAGGGCUUGGAGUGGCACCUUUGAUGAACUUCUUAGCAAACAGAUUGGUCAGUUUUUCAGGACAUACUUCAAAAUGAAUUAUACUGGCCUUGCAGAGUAUCCUGACUUUUUUGCUGUGUGCCUUAUAUUACUUCUAGCAGGUCUUUUAUCUUUUGGAGUAAAAGAGUCUGCUUGGGUGAAUAAAGUCUUCACAGCCAUUAAUAUCCUGGUCCUUCUCUUUGUUAUGGUCGCUGGGUUUGUGAAAGGAAACGUGGCAAACUGGAAGAUUAGUGAAGAGUUUCUCAAAAAUAUAUCUGCAAGUGCCAGGGAGCCACCUUCUGAAAAUGGAACAAGUAUCUAUGGGGCUGGUGGCUUUAUGCCUUAUGGCUUUGCAGGAACUUUGGCUGGGGCUGCAACCUGCUUUUAUGCCUUUGUGGGAUUUGACUGCAUUGCAACAACUGGUGAGGAAGUCCGGAAUCCUCAGAAAGCUAUUCCUAUUGGAAUUGUGACUUCUCUGCUCGUUUGCUUUAUGGCCUAUUUUGGGGUCUCAGCAGCUUUAACACUGAUGAUGCCAUACUACCUCCUCGAUGAGAAAAGCCCCCUUCCUGUAGCAUUUGAGUAUGUUGGAUGGGGUCCAGCCAAAUAUGUCGUUGCAGCAGGCUCCCUCUGUGCUUUGUCAACAAGUCUUCUUGGAUCCAUUUUCCCAAUGCCUCGUGUAAUCUAUGCUAUGGCGGAGGAUGGGUUGCUUUUCAAAUGUCUAGCUCAAAUCAAUUCCAAAACGAAGACACCAAUAAUUGCUACUUUAUCAUCGGGUGCGGUGGCAGCUGUGAUGGCAUUCCUUUUUGACCUGAAGGCCCUCGUGGACAUGAUGUCCAUCGGCACCCUUCUGGCCUACUCUCUGGUCGCAGCCUGCGUUCUUAUCCUCAGGUACCAGCCUGGCUUAUCUUACGAGCAACCCAAAUAUUGUCCUGAGAAAGAAGCUCUGGGAUCGUGUGCCAACACUGCCUCCAAAAGCGCGUCCCAGGUCACUGCGCUGCCAGGACAGGGCUUCAGCCUGCAAACCCUCGUCAGCCCCUCGCUUCUGCCCACAAAACAGUCGGCUUCUCUCGUGAGCUUUCUGGUAGGAUUCCUCGCAUUUCUCAUUUUGGGCCUGAGUAUUUUGACCACGCACGGAGUCCACACGAUUGCCAGGCUGGAAGCGUGGAGCCUCGCUCUUCUUGUGCUGUUGCUUGUUCUCUGCGUUGCCAUUGUGCUCAUCAUUUGGAGGCAGCCUCAGAAUCAGCAAAAAGUAGCCUUUAUGGUUCCAUUCUUACCAUUUUUGCCAGCCUUCAGCAUCCUGGUGAACAUUUACUUGAUGGUCCAGUUGAGUGCAGACACCUGGAUCAGAUUUAGCAUUUGGAUGGCGCUUGGUUUCCUGAUUUACUUCGCUUAUGGCAUUAGACACAGCCUGGAGGGUAAUUCGAGGGAUGACGAUGACGAUGAAGAUAUUUAUUCAGACAACAUAAAGGCAGCGACAGAAGAAAAAUCUGCCAUUCAAGCAAAUGACCAUCACCAAAGAAACCUGAGUUUACCUUUCAUAUUCCAUGAAAAGACAAGUGAAUGCUAGUACCUGCACGAGCAGAGCUGGUCCACAGUCUUCACGUACAUAUCCUACAUGGAGUGAACCAUGACGGAUGUCAUCGUCAUGCUAGGUUGUCAUCGGUUUGCUGCAGACACAGUUCACCCUAAUUUAUACUUACUCGCCUGGACAGCGCCUCCUGAGAUGGUGAAUUAUACAUCCAGGGAAAACACCCUGAGCUCGCUCCUCAUGAUGAAUGUCCCCCAAAUAGUGGGAUUGUGGGAGUGUGUGUGUGUACGUUUGUAUAUGUUGGGGAAUAUCAAUGUUAAAAGUUGUUGGUGUUUUACUAUUAUUGUAUUGCAUUUUUCCAGUGUUGUCAUUAAUCGGUAGCAUAUACUGCACAUACUGAAAUGGAGAUAAUCAUGGAAUAGAAAAAUAUUUUGUAUGUGCUGGGUGUGGUUGGGGAAAUAGCUGUUGCUUUUCCUUAUUAGGCUUUAUUAAUGUCAAGUUAGAACAUGCUAAAAAUGCAUUUACCCAUCACAGUGUCUGUCAUUGGUCUGGAGUAAGAGGAGGGGAUAGGAAAUGAGCCUUUUCUACAACUUACAAAUGCCAGCAGUGGCUUUAGUACAGAUUUUUCUUCCGUGAGGUGUGACAGUUUGCUAAAACCUUGGCCAAUAGGAGUGUUCAUGUCUGCCGGGCUGCGCAGGGCAGGAGUGGCCCUCUGUGUCAUCAGAUGUCGGGCACCCCUUUGAACUGCUGUCUUCUUUGAGAACAGUGGUCCUUAAAUGUGAGGCCUUCACCUUCUGUGAAUGAUAUAUUCCCCCCUGCCCUGUCCCAGUCCAGUCAGAGGCUUGGGAGAGGUAGUGUGAUCUACUUGGGACCCUUUGUGCUAGAGAGUGAGCGCGGUCCCCAUGGGUAGGAAGCUCAUGUAAGUGGCAAAGAUGAGGAUAUGUUUGAAGAUCAGAGUAGACAUGUGCUUGGACAAGUAGACCCCAAGCACCCCUGUUUUAAAAGUCAGUUAAAAUAAGCCAGUAGAAUCUCCCAGAUCACACAACUGAUGGAAUGAUUCAUACUUUUUUCCAUUACUUAAUAAACAAUCACAGUUCAACUUUUUUUUCUAACUCAGUAGCAAAUUCUCUUUCUACUAUAUGCAAAAAAGAAGGAAAAAAUGAAGGGAUACAAGGAAAGAAAAUUCCCCUAUUCUGAUUUUAAAGUGCCUAUUCAGUUAUUAAAGGGCAUUUGACCCAGUUUUAGGGGUUCAGAUCUAAUUUGCCUCUGAUGUUUCUUUUGGAAACAGGGAUGUUUUUCUUCCCCCAUCCCAUAAAUUGUUUAGCACUUUUUAUUUCAUUUAUUUUUAAAUGACCACACUAAACCUAUUGAUACAAGCUCUAGUAUUCUACAAAAACCCAUCAGUGGUCGGGGAAUAGAAUAUUUUGGUAAAAUACAUGAUCGUUUAAAACGUCAAGCUGAAAAAUUAACCAAAUUGAAUUAAAGCCAUAGAAACACAAUAACCUUUGUAUGAGUAAAUAAUUUGUUUUUAAAUGUAAGAUUCUCUAAUUACUGUAUUUUACUUUAUAGGGUUCUCUAAUAGUGGACUACUUAUCUGCAGUGUGUUUUGCUUCUCAUGAAUUAUUUUUCUUACAAAUAAUUCUAUGGUUCACUAGAUGAGACUGAGUCUAAACACUUACAUAUGCAUGGGUUAUAUUUCCAGGAAGAACAUUAUCAAGCCCAGGUGACCAGCUUACUCCAAAGGCAAGGAAAACAUUUAUUUUCUGACAGCUUUUCCAAGAGAUGUCACUUUAUUUUUUUCAUUAAAAAGCAAGUUAUGAUUGUUGAGGAGUUUAUUGUGAUUAAAUAUCCAAUAAACAGGUAGAAGGCCUGGGUUUCUGGCUGCUAGUGUUGUAGCAUCUCUGACAUAGAACUCAGUACUAACAUUCCACAAUUUCCAGGGUGCACACGGUAAAAUCUGAAGCCCAGAAUUCUUUUAAGCUGCAUGUUUUACUGGAGAGGAAGAGUUGGCUAUACAAGGGGUAAAGUAUUUCUGUAAGCACUGUGGGCCUAAUCAUAAGUCCUUGCUGUUAUUUGCCGUAUACUGAGAAGCCCUUUUUUUCUGAAAUCAUUCUAGAACAGGCCCUUCACACAGGGAACAUGAAGAAUUUCAUAUGUGAAUAUUAAAACUUUUACUGUAACAAUAUCAAGAAAUUUGUUUAGAACAUGACAGGCAGCUAAAACUAUUAUGCCCACUGUGUUCAAUUAGGAGCAGAAUUUAGUUAAAAAUUAUUUUUCUACCUUGAAACACUUUACAAAUACAAAUAUCUAUGAAAAGAUGCUUUGUCAGUGACUAUGCUUUUUUUCUGUGAAAAGUCAAAUGUAUGUUCGUAUGUAUGUGUGAGUGUGUACAUAUACACGUAUAUAUAUGUGUGUGUAUAUUUCAAACGUCAGUGUAGAAGUCAGCUGGGUUUAGGAUGGGGUUUGGAAAUAAUACUGUUGUCUAGAUUUUAAAAACCCAACUGAUGGAGAAAAAAUAAUGUUUUAUAUUGAUAGGUAUGCUUAUGCAAAAUUUUUAGGUUUUAAACUAUUUUGAAAUAUAUAGCGAUUUUAUAUGUGUAAUAUUUUCUAUAGAUAGAUUCUUUAAGAAAGAUAUAUUUAUAAUGUUUCUAAUAUGAAAUCACUGAAGUCUGGUACAUUAUACCAGGAGCUUUAUAAUCUGAAAUGGAGUUGGGGGCGGGGGCAUUAGGGGAUUUCUGUUUUUGCUUCUGCUGCACCUUUUCUGACAUUGCUGUCUUGGUUUGUGCUUAUUAGGAAAAGCCAGUACUACCAGGUCUUUUAUCACCUCUCUGUCCCUACAUUUGAAUUUAUAACCUUUUGAACAAAAUUUUGUUUUUACUUUCCUAGGAUUGCCAAAAUGUUCUGUACAGGUUUUACUAGUAAUCAGUCACACUUAUAUAAAGUCCUUUUCAGAAAUUAAAAAAUACAUAUACAUUCUCUUAAUUGUGACUGAGUAAAAACAGCUUGAAUUACCUUUCUUUUUUGCACUAGGAAAUAUGCUCUCUGAACAUUCUCAAUGAAAAACUUUAAUAAUAGCACCUUUAUUUUAUACUCUUAAAAAAGAAAGAUGAUUUGUGAAUAACAUACAAAGGCCAUGCCUACCCUACAUUUAACUAGGUAGCUAUGCAAAUCCAAGUUUAAAAAGUAUUUAUGAGAAAAUUUAGAACUUUUGAUGUAUACUGAAACAGAGUACUGCUUAAUCACAUUUUCCCCAGAGAUGAAUAUCAAGAAAAGACCAAAACGUCAUUUGAGGUAUUAUAUACAUUAAUGAAAAACUAAUGAUGAUAUCUAUAAAACUUUACUGUCAUCAACCACACUUGGUAGAAAAUAUGUUUCAGAACUACCUUCCUUUAAAAGACAAGGGCCUGUCUUCUUCAAAUUUUUCUGAAUAAAAGAUUUUUAAACUUCUUUUAUUUUAAAUAUUAGCCAAAAUAUCUUCUAAGUCCUGGGUAUUUACAGGUAGACGUUAAAAUCUUUUGAACUAGAAUUUGUAUUUACCAAACUAUUUUCGAAACAUAUUUGAAUGCAGGGAGAAUAAGGAAAAGUAAUCGCCCGCCAAUGCUGGUAGUGCCAGAGGGAGCAGGUUAGUCUUAGCUUUUUUUCCUCUUAGAUCAGCACAUUCUGAGAUUAUAAACCACAUGAUAAAAUUGUGCCAAGAUUCCAACUCUGACUUACGUGUGAUGUUGCUUCUGAUGUUCUCUGUCUGGGUUUCUCCUGAUGUGCUUCAAGCGACAGUACAAUUCAAACUAAAAACACAAUGUCCACAGAAUUUUAAAGGAUUGGGUUUAGAGUGUGCAUCAUGGAAUAUUAAUAUUCACACGAUUAGUGUGACUUUCUUGGGGGGUUGUGAUUAACUGGGUUUUUUGGUUUGUUUUUGGUUUUUGACUAGUGCCAAAAUAGUGCCUUCUCUAUAUUUUCUACCUACGUUUUCUAACUUGUCCUAAAAUAUCAAGGGAAAAAGUACCAAAGUUCAUGUAGGAACUAAUGCCGUCACAGGUCAUUUUUCAGACAUGUAGAUGUGAAAAUAAGGUUGCUUGACUUUGUUGUUUAGCUGAGUUUUUUUUUUUAUCUCCUUGUAUAUCAUAUUUAAACAUUUUUUAAUGGCUUUCUGGUUUCUGAAUUUUGAGAGGCCUGAUCUGUUAUUGUUGUGGUUGUUGGUUUAGUGGUUGGUUUUCAUAACAUUCAUUAUUGUUCAUAUGUACACAGUUUAGUCAUGUUCAUUUCAAAUGCAUUUUGUUAUGGCUCAGCCCAAUGGCAACCCUGUUUGCUGGGAGCACUAUCUUCGCUUUUAUUCAUCACGGCUGAAGCCACUGCCAUAAUCUCUGGCCUUAAAGAGCCUUCACUGACCACUGACAGCAGCUCCACGGGGUUCAUAACCAAGACCCUGGGUCAGGCAGACUGCAAAGUAUGAGCGUCUAUAGCUACCCCGUUGGUGGGGGCUUGUGAUGACAGGGUAGGAUAUGAAGUGAAAGACUUCACAUGAAACUAAGGUAGUUUGGGGUCCUUAAUUUCAGCCCCAAAUAGCCCAUGAGUACAAGGUAAAUGAUAAGGACCAAGGAACCUCUAUGACUCAUGGAAAGGAUGGCUGCUUCCUGGAACUGCACCACUGCAGUUUCUGCACCAGCACUAAGAGCCUUGGGCAGGAAAGUGCGUGGGCCUCGGCUCAGUUGGUAAAGAACCUUGUGUUGCCAACAGGACAGGUUUCUCUGGCCCGUGCCUGGUUAACAGGCUCUUCAUCUUUGGUGCCCGAUUGUUUCAUUACUUUAUUUUGUUUUCAUUGUACUUAAUAGAAGCUGUUGAUAGGGCCUAAAACCCUGCAGAAAUUCUAUGUCUGUAAAAACCAACAGAUACAUUGGUCUUAUGCGAAUAUAGAGUUUUUUUGUGUAGUAGGUAACUUUAAAUUUAAAUGUCCUUAAUGAUAAUCAGUGUUCCUUAUUACUUAUAAAGUUGGAUUAUUUUUAGAAUUUGUAAUGAAUAAAAACCGCUGCUGCUUUACCACUGUAAAAUAUGCUUUCUAACAUGACCAUGUAUUUUUAAAAUAAAUUUUAAUACGACUUAUAA